GGCGAGGUAACACGGCGCGAGAGGUGGUCCGUGGUGUGGUGGGUGCGUACAUGCGGCGUUCGCUACUUUGCUCGGCCUCAUCCGUCCGUUCGUGAUUUCAGUGAUUCGUCGUUGUGCAAGGUCGACGAGGUGGUGUCGCGACCAAAGGACAUCGCGGGGUUUCGUAGUUCACGGACGUGUGUCCACUGUAUUUCGUCGUUUAGCUCGUGAAGAAGGUGGUGGCCGAUCUUUCCCACCACCUUGCCCCACCCCGCUACUACGCGGACCCUCUCUCUGGUGCCCCGCGUGCGUGAGCGCGCGUCCUCCUAUCCCGUCCGCAGGUACAAGCCCAGACGAAGAAUAGUGAAUUACGAUGUAAACGAAGUCAGCGAAGAGGCAAGCAGGUCUCCCUCUCAAGGUUUUAUCGCCCAUCCCUCUUCGCCUCGUCGUGAAUCGAGGAGGGUGGACUCAUCGCGGUGUGACGACCCAGCGACGAGGGUGAGAGGAGGCUCGCGAAGAGGUACCUUUUUUUCUUCGUCGGAGUCCCGCUCCGACAUCGGUGACGUCGGCGUUUCUCUCGGUGCACGAGAAACUGUGCACGGACAAGCAUGUCGGGGGCGCCGCAGAUGUCCAGCGGGCUGAGCAAGCUGAAGAAGAAGCACUUCCGGGUGAAGCAUCAGAAGGUUAAGCUGUUCCGCGCGAACGAGCCGCUGCUCAGCGUGUUUAUGUGGGGCGUCAAUCACACGAUAAACGAACUUAGUCACGUUAACAUUCCGGUAAUGCUCUUGCCAGAUGAUUUUAGAGCUUACAGCAAGUUGAAAGUGGAUAAUCAUCUCUUCAACAAAGAGAACAUGCCCUCCCACUUUAAAAUCAAAGAAUAUUGUCCAUUAGUCUUUAGGAAUUUGCGAGAAAGGUUUGGAAUAGACGAUUUGGAUUACAAGGAGUCGAUGACAAGAUGUCGGGUGUUUAAUCCCUCGCGAGCAAAGCAGCGUACGGAUUUGGUCGAAGGAAUAGGCAGAAGGACACGUCAAUUGGUUCAACGCGCCGCUACCGUUCCGUCGAUUACCCUUUCUUCCCCCUCUUCUGCCUCCCCUCCGCAUAAUUCCAUUCUAAACAAACCGCUGCGUAUUUGCAGCCUUAAACCGAAACGCCUGAGAUCGCAACCGGUGCUUGACGAUUCGUCCGGGAAGAGUGGCGCGAAAUUUUAUCAAUCUUACGACAAGCUAUUCAUAAUUAAAACUCUCACGAGCGAGGAAGUGGAGAGGAUGCACUCGUUCCUCAAGCAUUAUCAUCCUUAUAUCGUCGAGCGGCAUGGAAAGACACUGUUACCGCAAUAUCUGGGAAUGUACCGACUAACUGUCGACGGGGUGGAGCACUACGUGGUCGCCAUAAGAAAUGUAUUUUCAAAUCACCUGACGACGCACAAGAAGUUCGAUCUGAAAGGUUCAACGGUUGACCGGGAAGCGUCGGACAAAGAGAAGGAAAAGGAUCUCCCUACUUAUAAGGAUAACGAUUUCGUUAAAGAGGGCAUGAAGAUUUACAUCGGGGAAGAGGCCAAAGCUAAGCUAAUAGAAACAUUAACCGCCGAUGUAGACUUCUUGACGAGAUUACACCUGAUGGAUUACUCCUUGCUACUCGGCUUGCACGAUUGCGCGCGCGCCGAACAGGAGAGCAGAGAGCGUGCGGAGAGGGAGGACGACGAGGACAAUCACGAGGAGGAGGACGACAGCGAGUCCGGUAGUGGACUGGAGUCUCGAGGUCCAGUGGUAGACCGCUUAUGGAGUUGGAGCGGCGUUGGCCACGCGGUAACCAACAUGGCAACGCCUCCCGAGUCACCACAUGCUGCAUUGAUGCGUGAUACCAGUCUACAAUACGAAGACGCGAUAAUACCCGAGCUAGAUAUUUACGCUAUUCCUAGUAAAGAAGGUGCUCCCACAAAGGAGAUUUAUUUUCUGGCCAUAAUAGAUGUGCUGACGCAUUAUGGCGUGCGUAAGCAAGCAGCGAAAGCGGCCAAGACCGUCAAAUACGGUGCUAAUGUCGACGGUAUAUCCACCUGUGAUCCAGAACAAUACGGCAAACGAUUCAUAGAGUUUAUGAGCAAAGCCAUAGAGUAAAAGAGUAUUAUUAAUCGUUGUUGCAUAAAAUGAGUCUACGACGAUAUUACCGCUUACUGAGUACUGUCGGAAUGAAAUCGAAUUGAUCGCGACCCGCACGCGACAGGAAGGGAGAGUCCCUCCUCCCCGAAGAUCGAAUUGAUGCACAUCUUCGUUCGGUUUGGCUUCUCGGUACCAAGUUAUCUUCUUAACAGCGUUUUCACUUUGUGGUUUUCAUACGCGAUCGAAUAAAAGCGCGUUAACGAAUCGCUUAUUUCGCGAGCUCUUUUUAAGAACGCGUCCUUUCCUAAUAUCUAUUAUGUCGAUAUUAUAUUUUGCUGGCUGGUGAGAGAUUUUUAUUCUCUAUAAUUACUUCACGUCUACGUUGCUUUGUUUAGUCAGUCUUCACGGUCGGUCGUGAAGAAGUGUGAUUCGAAGGUGAUUUAUUCAGUUUGUCGCUUGAAAAAUUUCUCUUUCUUCGUGAUAGAAAAACUUUUUAAUCGCACACAGCGUUAAUACGUGUUCACUUGCAAACGCGCGAGAAUUUUCAUAUAAAGUGGAAAAAAACGAUGCCUCCUCUUUUCUCUGUCGCUCAUAUCUUCUUUUCUUGUCGCACACGUCUCGAAGAAAGCGAUAGUAUAUCUUCGUAUUGUUCCGAUGAAUCUCGUGACAAAAAAUUAACGGCAUUGAAGUGUACACCAAUUGGAUGGGCAGUAUUAUCUGCGGAUUGAGAUAAAAGAAGUCGCACACAGAUUCCUUAUCUGCUAAUAUCAGUAGUUGUAAUGUCUGAAAAUAUAUUAGCAGCAGUUUCUCUCUCUUUUUUUUUUAAUAGGACUGAUUAACAGAUGUGAGUCAUGCUGUAUGCUACAGAGAUAUCUAAACUUGAUGUGUUACCGUUGCAGUAAAUCUCGACCGAGCAUUGCGGCGCUUGCCAAGUGUAGAACUGUCUGGGUACGCGCCUAAUCAUUUUAUCAUAUAAGAUGUAAUUUUAGUAGCUCAAGACGAAGCUAUACGAAUGUCCGUUGUUUCGCUGAAGUUAUCGAUAGUGAUAUAUACUUCGCAAUGUCGAGAGAUAAUGUAUACUCAGCUAAAAGGUUGUUAAUAAACACUUUAUUUUGA
Molecule: messenger RNA, 3191 nt
Organism: Wasmannia auropunctata (little fire ant)
Lineage: Eukaryota; Metazoa; Arthropoda; Insecta; Hymenoptera; Formicidae
Gene: PIP4K
Product: phosphatidylinositol 5-phosphate 4-kinase type-2 alpha
Exons: 9
Coding region: 588-2093 (501 amino acids)
Biological process (GO): phosphatidylinositol metabolic process
Molecular function (GO): phosphatidylinositol kinase activity
Source: RefSeq, a predicted model, not a curated record